This is a messenger RNA of Acanthosepion pharaonis, 675 nucleotides long. The record is from the annotation of a GenBank genome assembly. NCBI's taxonomy places the organism in Eukaryota, Metazoa, Mollusca, Cephalopoda, Sepiida, Sepiidae.
AUGUUCCUUCCUUACUACUCAGCUGACAUUUUUCUUACUAUAUUUCUUCUUACUACUCAGCUGUCUUUUUUCUUCUUCAUUAUGAUUCCUCUUAUUUUCUUACCAUCUGUCUUUUUUUCUUCGCUUUAUAAUUUCCUCGUAUUUUCUUACCAUGUUCCUUCCUUCUACUCAGCUGACAUUUUCUUACCAUGUUUCUUCCCUUACUACUCCUGUCUUUUUCUUAUAUUUUCUUCCCUCUCAUCUUAUUUUCUUACCAUGUUUCUUCCUUACUACUCAGCUGUCAUUUUUCUUUUAUGUUUCUUCCUUACUACUUAUCUGUCUUUUUCUUACCUUCAUUAUAAUUUUUCUUAUUUUCUUACCAUUUCCUUCCUUACUACUCAGUUGACAUUUUUCUUACCAUGUUUCCUUCCUUACUACUCAGCUGUCUUUUUCUUACCUUCAUUUCUUCCUUACUAUUUUCUAUGUUUUUCUUACUACUCACUUCAUUAUGUUUUUCUUCCUCUUAGCUGUCUUUUUUCUUACUUCAUAUUUUGUAUUUUCUUACAUGUUCCUUCUUACUACUUGACUGACAUUUCUUACUAUGUUUCUUCCUUACUACUCAGCUGUCUUUUUCUUACGCUUCAUUAUGAUUCCCUCUUAUUUUCUUACCAUGUUCCUUCCUUACUACUCAGCUGA